UUUGGUGUUGUUGUUUUUCUUUUUUCUUUUUCUCCCAGCAGGGUUGUUAAACGAGCCUUUGGAGACCCCUCUUUGGCGACAAGGUGCAGUGCAGCUUCCAGGAAGCGACAACCCGGCGACACCAGCGACUGUCGGUGAGCCCAAUUAGAUCGCGUUGUUUAUAUCAAACAAGAAAUACAACACGUUAAUGAGUCGGUUAACCCACCUCCAUGACUUCUCCAGAAGAUGAAAGUGUUCCCUGGAGGCUAGUAGGUCCUGUGUCCGAGCUGUCCAAGAAACAAUGUAGAUUGAUCUAUUCAUCUGAUGGACGCGACGCGGAUGUUUGUCUGUUUUAUGUGAGCGGUGAAUUCUUGGCGAUGGACGCUCGCUGCGCUCAUUCGGGAGGUCCGCUGUGUGAUGGAGAUAUCGAGGAGGCCGAUGGGAUUCUUAAGGUUUUCUGUCCUUGGCAUGACUAUGACUUCAAUCUCAAAACAGGGAAAUCGAGCACAGGUUUACAGCAACAAGUUUAUGAAGUGAAAUUGGAGGACGGCAACGUAUACGUCAAGCACGCAAGCGAGCUCUCGUUACAGCCUUUCGGACAGGUCAAAGAGCACUGAAGUUCUUGGUUACUCUUCUCUUGAACUAAAUCAUCUGUUUGGAUCCAGUUACUGUGGGUAAUAUUUGAAAAUGAUGCAGUCUUUUAGUUGAAUAAACUUUCCUGUUCUCCAUUGGAGCAGUUGUUA
Molecule: messenger RNA, 722 nt
Organism: Rhinichthys klamathensis goyatoka
Lineage: Eukaryota; Metazoa; Chordata; Actinopteri; Cypriniformes; Leuciscidae
Exons: 3
Coding region: 210-596 (128 amino acids)
Molecular function (GO): 2 iron, 2 sulfur cluster binding
Source: RefSeq, a predicted model, not a curated record